CUGACGUCACUUCCGGUGAGGGUGGUCUCCCCCAGGGCCCGUGAGUUCCCGGGUGGAGGCCUGCGCGGGCGGCACUGCGGCUUUGGAGGCUGCAGUGCGAGGCGGACAGGAGGGACCUGGAGAAGAGGACCGAGUGUUGGAUAAAUACAUAUCAUUCUAAAGAACAUGGAUGAAGAGCCUGAAAGAACUAAGCGGUGGGAAGGAGGCUACGAGAGAACAUGGGAAAUUCUUAAAGAAGAUGAAACUGGAUCACUUAAAGCUACGAUAGAAGAUAUUCUCUUCAAAGCAAAGAGAAAAAGAGUAUUUGAGCACCAUGGACAAGUUCGACUUGGAAUGAUGCGCCACCUGUAUGUGGUAGUAGAUGGUUCGAGAACAAUGGAGGAUCAAGAUCUAAAGCCCAAUAGGUUGACUUGUACUUUAAAGUUGUUGGAAUACUUUGUAGAAGAAUAUUUUGAUCAAAAUCCUAUCAGUCAGAUUGGAAUAAUUGUAACUAAGAGUAAAAGAGCUGAAAAACUGACUGAACUCUCAGGAAACCCCAGGAAACACAUAACAUCUUUGAAGAAAGCUGUAGAUAUGACCUGUCAUGGAGAACCAUCUCUCUAUAAUUCCUUAAGCAUGGCUAUGCAAACCCUGAAACACAUGCCUGGACAUACAAGUAGAGAAGUACUUAUCAUCUUUAGUAGCCUUACAACCUGUGAUCCGUCUAAUAUUUAUGAUCUUAUCAAGACCCUGAAGGCAGCUAAAAUUAGAGUGUCUGUUAUUGGAUUAUCUGCAGAGGUUCGAGUUUGCACUGUACUUGCUCGUGAAACUGGUGGUAUAUAUCUACUAUCUUCAAUAAUUAUAAUUACUGUGCACAUACCAUGUUAUUUUAGAUGAAGUCCAUUACAAAGAGCUGCUGACCCAUCAUGUUAGCCCUCCCCCUGCCAGCUCCAGCUCCGAGUGCUCACUCAUUCGAAUGGGUUUCCCUCAGCACACCAUUGCUUCUUUGUCUGAUCAGGAUGCAAAACCAUCCUUCAGCAUGGC
Messenger RNA from Peromyscus californicus insignis, 1023 nucleotides. RefSeq names its product GTF2H2 family member C (gene Gtf2h2c). The coding region runs from base 166 to 876 and encodes 236 amino acids. Gene Ontology annotation, cellular component: transcription factor TFIIH holo complex. The transcript is spliced from 12 exons. Gene Ontology annotation, biological process: regulation of transcription by RNA polymerase II; nucleotide-excision repair. The record is from RefSeq and is a predicted model, not a curated record. NCBI's taxonomy places the organism in Eukaryota, Metazoa, Chordata, Mammalia, Rodentia, Cricetidae.